Messenger RNA from Leucoraja erinaceus (little skate), 4200 nucleotides. It is a transcript of the gene slc26a1, whose product is annotated as solute carrier family 26 member 1. Gene Ontology annotation, biological process: transmembrane transport. Gene Ontology annotation, cellular component: membrane. The coding region runs from base 1504 to 3666 and encodes 720 amino acids. Gene Ontology annotation, molecular function: bicarbonate transmembrane transporter activity; chloride transmembrane transporter activity; oxalate transmembrane transporter activity. The transcript has 3 exons. The record is from RefSeq and is a predicted model, not a curated record. Lineage: Eukaryota; Metazoa; Chordata; Chondrichthyes; Rajiformes; Rajidae.
ACUAAUGGAGUUUACUGAGAUAAGAGUGAGGUGUUGCAUUGCAUUGCAUUGGGUAGGACCUUCACUAUGAAUGGUAAGUGCCCUGGGCAGUGUGUUGUACAGCAGACGUAUCUAGGAGUUCAAAUACACAGUACUAUAAACGUGGCAUCAUAGGUGGUUAAAACGGCUUUUGUGACAUUGGCUUUCAUCAGUCAGAGUAUUGAGUAUAAGGUUGGGGUGAUAUGUUACAAUUGUACAACAUGUGGCUGGCAUGGUGGCGCAACGGAAGAGUUGCUGCUUUACAGCGCCACAGACCCGGGUUCCAUCCUGACCACGGGUACUUAUCUGUAUAUCUCCCCGUGAACUCCGUGGACUUUCUCCGGGAUCUCUGGUUUCAUCCCACAUUCCAAAGGCGUACAGGUUUGUAGGUUAAUUGGCUUGGUAUAAUUGCAGAUUGUCCCUAGUGUGUGUAUAGGAUAGCAUUAGUGUGUGCGGGGAUUGCUGGUCGGCGCAGAUUCGGUGGGCCGAAGGGCCUGUCUCCACGCUGUAUCUCUAAACUAAACUAAAUUAAACAUAGGUGAGGCCACAUUUGUAGUAUUAUGUUCAGUUUUGGUCACCAAGCUGAAUGGCAUUAAGCUGGAAAGAGUGCAGAGAAGAUUUAUGAGGAUGUUGCCAGGCAAAUAGGAUUAGCAUAGAUGGGGCAUCUUGGACAAGUUGGGCCAAAGACCCUAUUUUGUGCUCUGUGACUCCAUGAAGCAAGUAGAAAUGUUUUCUGACAUUCAUAGAAAAAAAACAUUUUAUAACAAAAGUUCUUCUUUCCCAUCCAGAUUUGGAUACGAUGGCAACAAAUGUAAAUUAAAAAGGGCCUGUUCCAUUUAUGCGAUUUUUUUCGGCGACUUGCCGGCACCCGUCAUCGUGAGGUGACGCCUGUAUGGUCGUGAGUAGUCGCCCAAAGAGUCGUACCUUUUUCUGGGCGCCGCUGGAUUUUCAACACUUCGAAAUUUCUCGGCGACCUGCUGCGACUAUGACGGGUGUCGGCAAGUCACCGAAAAAAAUGCGUAAGUGGGACAGGCACUUAAGGAUCACAACUGCAAUACAUUUGAGAAAUGCUGAAUAACCAAUUUGUGAAGCCGCUGCAAGUUAAUGUAGUUAAUCUUUGAAAAUCAUGACUAAAAUCUAUUCAUGCACUUCAACUCCUUGGGAGGUCAUCGAGAGCACAUAUUUUUAGGAAACCUCUCACACUAAUAAAUAUUCAAUGUUUUACUGUUUGGUAGUUAAAUUAAAAUCCAUCACUUAUUUAUACCGAGAAGAAAAUCUGAUAAAUGAUCACACUAAGGAUGAUCUAUAAAUAUUACGGAACUGUUAAAGCUCUGCACAUAGUGAGGAAAGCCAAAAAUGCUUUAUAGUCUCUUCAAAUUUGUUUAAUCCACCAAAAGCAAAGCAAGACAAUCUGUGCCACAAUCUACUAUUUGUGGGGAACUCUAGACCUCCAUCUUUCAUAGUCUAGGGGAACAUCUGAAAAGGAUGGAAAACGAAGAACAAAUGACCAAAAUGGAACUUCAUUUGGAAUCUCAAAUACGUAUUGAAAGGACAGUGAAAGAAGAAGUUGACACGAAGAAAACCAUUGAAAAGAAGCUGCGUGAAAAUUGCUCGUGUUCGUUGGAUAAGCUUAAAAACCUUAUUAUUGGUUUCUUCCCUGUCCUCCAUUGGCUCCCACGAUACAAGUUCAAAGAAUGGAUUUUAGGUGAUACCAUUUCAGGUUUGCUUGUUGCUGUUGUUAUAGUUCCUCAGGCAAUAGCAUAUGCAUUGCUUGCUGGUCUAGAAACCAGCUCCAGUUUGUAUGCAUCCUUUUUCUUCUCCUGCAUUAUUUAUUUCUUAAUGGGUACCUCACGCCACAUUUCAGUGGGCAUUUUCAGCUUAAUAUGCCUCUUGGUGGGCCAGGUGGUCGAUCGAGAACUUCUUCUGGCUGGAUAUGAAGUUGAAGAUUUCACAGUGUUGCCAUCAGCAAUGAACAAUGCAAAUAACUGGACCAGCAGUAAUGUUACUACAUCCAUGAUAAUGAAUAUCACUUUUCCUGGAUCACUGAAUAUGGAAUGUGACAGAAAAUGCUAUGCAAUCAGUGUUUCAGCUGCCCUAACAUUCAUGUGCGGUGUUUAUCAGUUACUGAUGGCAAUUUUCCAUCUUGGAUUCGUAUCCAAGUAUCUAUCUGAACCCUUGCUGGAUGGAUUUGCAACUGGUGCCUCGAUUACCAUCGUAACAAUGCAAGUCAAGUACCUCAUUGGAGUAAAGCUGCCGCGUAGCCAUGGACCUGGCAGUGUUGUCGUAACUUGGAUAAACAUUUUCAAGAACAUUCACAAGACUAAUUUAUGUGAUCUGAUAACAACUGCCAUUUGUAUGCCUUUGCUAGUUGUUUCAAAGGAAUUAGGGGAAAGAUACAAGGACAAGUGUAAGUUUCCCUUCCCGAUGGAAUUAACUAUUGUCGUUAUCGCUACAAUUAUAUCUCAUUUUGUAAACCUAAAUGAAAUAUAUGGUUCAAGUAUUACUGGCCCAAUCCCCACCGGCUUCUUACCUCCCACAGUUCCGAGUUUGACUAUUUUACCAAGAGUUGCUAUUGAUGCUAUAACACUUGCAAUCAUUAGCUUUGCCUUCACAAUUUCACUGUCUGAGUUGUUUGCAAAGAAGCAUGGAUACACAAUUCAAGCAAAUCAAGAGACUUAUGCUCUUGGAUUCUGUAAUGUAAUUCAAUCAUUUUUUCAUUCUUAUGCUUCCAGUGCAACUCUGGUUAAAACACUUGUUAAAGAUUCCAGUGGCUGUCAGACUCAGCUCUCUAGUCUUGUGAGUGCUGUGCUGGUGUUAAUGUUGCUCCUUUUCUUAGCUCCUGUAUUCUAUUCUCUGCAGAAGUGUGUUCUAGCAAGCAUCAUUAUAGUCAGCCUCAGGGGAGCUCUCAUGAAAUUUCGUGACCUACCACAGUUAUGGAGAAUGAGCAAAAUUGACACUAUGGUUUGGUGGGUCACAAUGUUGUCUGUGUGUUUAAUAAGCACUGAACUGGGGCUUUUUACAGGGGUAACAUUUUCACUUCUGUGUGUCAUAGUUCGCACUCAGGUACCUAGGACAGCUUUGUUAGGUCGGAAGCAGGACUCAACUCUGUAUGAAGAUCAAGCAGAAUAUAAUAAUCUUUCAUCUAUUCCCCAAAUCAAAAUAUUUCGUUUUGAAGCUUCCCUAUACUAUUGCAAUAAAGAUUACUUUAUGGAGAGCCUAAUGAGGAAGGUUGGUCUGAAUCCUGCUCUGGAGAUUGCAAAGCAGAAAAAAGCAGAAAACAAGCGAAAAGGAAAAAAGAAAUCAGGGGAAACAUUCAAUGGUAACAUCAAUCAAGAACAGCCUGUUGUCAUCAAAGAAUUGAUUCCCAAGAUCUACAAUUUUCACACAAUUAUUCUAGAUUGCUCCACCAUCCAAUUUUUGGAUAGUGUUGGUAUUAAUACAAUGAAGACAGUCCUGAAGGAUUAUAACGACAUUGGUAUUACAGUCCUCCUAGCCAACUGCAAUCCUUCAGUGCUUGAUUCUUUGAGUAGGGGACAGUACUUUGGAGAAAAUUGUAAGGAGAUGGACAACUUGCUUUUCUAUUCAGUGCAUGCAGCUGUUCAGUAUGCUGAAGUCAAAUGGUCUGAGUCAGGUAAUUCCUCUCUCUAAAUGUUUCUGCAUUUGUUGAUAAAUAUUGACCAUGCACUAUGAAAAUGGCAAUAUGAGUACAUUUUAAAAGGCUUAUAAUCUAAGCUAUAGAUCACUGGAUAUUUUAAUCAUAACUGAAGCUGUUUUUUUCAUUUGUUACAGCACAGUAAAUUAAUCUACCAGAUAUUUGGUCAAAUAAAUUGGAAAUAUCCUUAUUUAGAGCUGGCUCUAAUUUAUAUGGGUAACUGAGGGUUUUUUACAACACAUUUAAUAUUGCCUAGUGAAGAUGGAAUUAAAUAAUGGGGGGUAUACAAAAGUGCUGGAGAAACUCAGCGGGUGCAGCAGCAUCUAUGGAGCGAAGGAAAUAGGCAACGUUUCAGGCCAAAUCCUUCUUCAGACUUGGUUGCAAGCCAGUGAACCCUGAUGGAAUUAUUCUUGAAUAUAAAAGAUGACAAUAAUUGCCUGACAAAUAGAUAUGAAUAAAUAUUCAGUGGAAAGAUGAAAGGUUUUUUUUAAGAUAUUUAAAAACAUUGUCAGGAGUGAUCUGAUGAAUUA